This is a messenger RNA of Lactuca virosa, 2420 nucleotides long. The record is from the annotation of a GenBank genome assembly. Lineage: Eukaryota; Viridiplantae; Streptophyta; Magnoliopsida; Asterales; Asteraceae.
AUGUCCCAAAUUCAAACAAUUCAAACUGAAUCCAACUCUCCCUCCCGCUCUCUGCAUUCUGCAAUGGCGACCUCCAAUGGCUUCCUAACAACGCCAACCAAAACCACACUAAACGAUAAAAAUUCUUCUUCAUCUGUUUCAAGGAAGCACCACCGUUCUCACCAGAAAACCACCGAAUCGUCGUCUUCCUUCAAGGCACGAUUCGAAGCCUACAAUCGCCUUCAAGCUGCCGCAGUUGCAUUUGGAGAAAAGCUUCCAAUUCCUGAGAUUGUAGCCAUUGGAGGUCAGUCUGAUGGAAAGAGCUCGCUUCUCGAAGCACUUCUGGGAUUCCGAUUUAACGUUCGCGAGGUCGAAAUGGGUACCCGUAGACCUCUCAUACUUCAGAUGGUUCAUGAUCCUACUGCUCUCGAUCCUAGGUGUCGAUUUCAGGAAGAGGAUUCUGAGGAAUAUGGCACUCCUCUCAUGUCAGCAUCUGCAGUUGCAGACACCAUCAAAUCAAGAACAGAUACACUCUUGAAGAAGACUAAAACUGCAGUCUCUCCUAAGCCAAUUGUGAUGCGAGCUGAAUAUGCCCAUUGCCCUAAUCUCACAAUUAUCGACACUCCUGGAUUUGUUCUCAAGGCCAAAAAAGGUGAACCAGAGAGCACACCAGAAGAAAUCCUAUCAAUGGUCAAGUCAUUAGCUACCCCACCACACAGAAUCCUUGUAUUCCUUCAACAAAGUAGUGUGGAAUGGUGCUCAUCUUUAUGGCUUGAUGCCAUUCGUGAAAUUGAUCCAACUUUUCGAAGAACUGUAAUUGUUGUCUCCAAAUUUGAUAAUCGCCUCAGGGAAUUCACUGAAAGAUGGGAAGUGGAUAGCUACUUAAGUGCAAGUGGCUACCUUGGAGAAAAUACACGCCCCUUUUUUGUAGCUCUACCAAAAGACAAAUCAACAGUUUCAAAUGAAGAAUUUCGCCACCAAAUAUCCCAAGUGGAUCUUGAUGUAUUACACCAUUUACAAAACUCUGUGAAAGGUGGAUUUGAUGAAGAAAAAUAUAAAUCCCAAAUUGGGUUUUCAUGUCUUAAAGAUUACCUUGAAUCUGAGCUUCAAAAGAGAUAUAAAGAAGCUGCUCCAGCAACUUUGGCAUUGCUUCAACAACGUUGCAGUGAAGUCACUACUGAAUUAAACUCCAUGGAUUCCAAAAUUCAAGCUACUUCAGAUGUUGCUCACCUUCGUAGAUCAUCAAUGUUGUUUGCAUCUUCUAUCUGCAACCAUUUGGGAUCACUAAUAGAUGGAGCAGCGGAUCCUGACCCAGAGCAAUGGGGAAAAACAACAGAAGAGGAAAGAUCAGAAAGUGGAAUUGGAAGUUGGCCUGGUGUUUCAACUUCUUUAAAGCCACCUAAUGCUACCCUUCGCCUUUAUGGUGGUGCUGCUUUUGAAAGAGUUAUGCAUGAGUUUCGUUGUGCUACAUAUUCAAUCGAAUGCCCUCCUGUUUCAAGAGAGAAGGUGGCGAAUAUAAUACUUGCUCAUGCGGGUAGAGGCGGCGGGAGAGGGAUUGUGGAGGCGGCUGCUGAGAUUGCCCGGGCAGCUGCCCGAUCUUGGCUUGCCCCAAUGCUUGAUACUUCUUGUGAACGACUUGCUUUUGUGUUGAGAAACCUCUUUGAUCUUGCCAUUGAGAGAAAUCACCUCUCCCAUGCUAAUUAUGCAAAAAAGAUUGUGGAUAUGGAGGGAUACGUAGGAUUUCACGCCGCUUUAAGACACUCGUACAAUUCUUUCAUACACAAUCUUUCAAAAGAAUGCAAACAACUUGUUCGCCAUCACCUCGAUUCAGUCACAAGCUCAUAUUCUCAAAUAUGUUAUGAAACCGAUUCCAUUACUCCAUACAGAUAUCAACAUUCAACAUUAUUUCUUGAAUUAUCAGAACAUAAAACGAAAACAUCUAGAAAAGAAAACAUACCCAAUAAGGACAUGACACCUGGCAAACUUGUGGACCCACGUGAAGCUUACAUGACUAUCCCUGAAACCCCUUCGCCUGACCAACCAUCUGAUGAUAAUUUUGUCAUUAAAAAAGAAAAUGACAUUUAUAAAAGGCCUUCAAGGAUUCAUGGUAACAAUAAUAAUUUGAGAUCGGGUUGUUCGUAUUCUGAGAUUUGUUUAUCCGCUUCACAACAUUUUGCACGAAUUCGUGAAGUUUUGAUUGAGCGAAGUGUGACAUCAGCGUUGAAUUCUGGUUUUUUAACCCCAUGUCGCGAAAGGCUAAUGGUGGCACUUGGAUUGGAUUUAUUCGCUGUAAAUGAUGAAAAAUUUAUGGAUAUGUUUGUAGCCCCGGGAGCAAUUGAUGUACUACAAAAUGAACGCGAGUCUCUUCAAAAACGUCAAAAGAUAUUGCACACUUGUUUGUCUGAAUUCAAAUCUAUUGCUAGAUCACUCUAAAAUGGUUG